GGAUGCUCAUACGGGUCUUCGCCUUUCACGCGUGCGGGAAGGAGAAAACAGGACGAUAAUUCUGUAGGAGCUUAUCGUCGCCUGGAAACACAGCAAUGGCAGCAUCUGGUAAUCAAGAUCCUUAUGGUUCAUAUUCACAAUAUCCAGGUUAUCCUGGAUAUUCAGGUUCGGCCAGCUACACUCAAGCAGGCCAGGCAGCAGCAGCAGGCCAAGCUUAUACCCAAACAGCAUCACAGGCACCCUCAUAUGCUGGUUAUCAGCAACCACAGCAAAGUGGAUACCAACAACAAGGAUAUCAGCAACCACAGCAGGGUUAUCAGCAAACACAACCGCAAGCUCCAGGAUACCAACAGCCCACUCCAGGCUAUCAGCAGUCACAGCCAGGCUAUCAAAAGUCUGGUUCAUCUUUUCCACAGCAAUACCAGGGACAGGGACAAGGACAGGGACAAUUCCAAGACUCAAGUCAGUCCUCAUACCCACCAUACCAACAGUCUGGCCAGCAAGCCUCAUCAGGAUCUUCAUAUCAAUCCAGUGGUGGCUAUCAGCCGGGUCAGUCUUCCAGACCCCAGUCAGGCUACAGUGCACCACAAAAUGGUAGUGGACAGUAUGCCUCUGGUGGUGGAAGCAGGGGAGGUUCUUAUGGUCAAGGAUAUGAUGGCGGUAGAGGAGGUGGAUACGGUCAAGAAGGUGGAGAUAGAUGGAGCAAUCGUGGAUCUGACAGAAGUGAACGAGGUGGCCAGGAUGACAGAGGAAGCUCAAGAGGAGGUUAUGCUGGAAGAGGUGGUCAAAGAGGUGGUUACGGUGGUUCUACUGGUGGAAGAGAUGCUCCCCCGCAGAGAUCAGGCAACAUGCAGGUUAAGGAGGAUACAAUAUUUGUCGCUGGUCUCCCACCAUCUGCUACUGCUUCACAGAUUGGUGAUUUCUUUGGUCAGAUUGGAAUAAUCAAGCGUGAUAAGAGAACAGGGGAUCCCAAAAUUUACAUCUACAAGACUCCAGAGGGAGAAGGCAAGGGUGAAUGCACGGUGACAUAUGAUGAUCCACCAAGCGCUAGCGCUGCCAUAAAUUGGUUCAAUAACAAGAACUUCGAUCCAGAGCACGUGAUUUCAGUAUCCUUAGCUGAAAUCAAGGUGCCUGAAGGUGGUUGGCGCGGAAGAAGCGGAAGAGGAGGCGGAGGCGGAGGCGGAGGGUUCGACAGAUCAGGACCUAAGGACCGUGGACGUGGAGGACGAGGUAGCUUUGGACGCGGCGGAGGCGGCGGUGGUGGAGGCGGUGAACGAAGUGGUGACUGGAACUGCCCUCAAUGUGGCAAUUUGAAUUUUGCACGAAGAGAUGAAUGUAAUCGUUGCAAGGUGCCAAAACCAGAUGAUGCCGGCUCUGGCGGAGGAGGAGGUGGAAGAGACUACGAUCGAGACGGUCGCAGUGGAGGUCGUGGUGGUCCGCCUAGAGGAGACCGCGGAGGACGAGGUCGAGGCGGGCCUUCCAGAGGAGGAUCAAGAGGAGGCAGAUAAACAGAUUUGAUCGUUACAAGGACUUGUCCUAAGCCAACACAUUGAUGGGACAACUGCUUUUGUUAAUAUUGAUGCUUGAUGCCAAAUCAAGAUUAUUGCUUUGCGCUGAACGUAUUUCGCAAGGCCAUAGAAGCGAGCUCCUAAUAAACCGAAAAGCCCUUUGUAAACUCAUCAACUGUUUUCAUUUCCAUCCACACGUAUGGUUUAAGUUGCUACCUUACAGACGUAUGUAUGUCCUCGAAGAUAAUGGGACCACAAGAUGUUAAGGCACAUUAAAAUAUCUUCUCAUGUUAAACCUCUUUAAGUAUAACUUUAUCACAUUUUGUUGCCAUUUUUUUACAUUCCAAUUGGAAACGGUAGUUUCUGUGAUUUUAAAGUUUGUCUUUUUCUCUGUAUCGUAGCUACUAUUCUGGUGAAAAUGUCUUGACAUUAAACAUGUGCAAGUUAA
Molecule: messenger RNA, 1956 nt
Organism: Rhopilema esculentum
Lineage: Eukaryota; Metazoa; Cnidaria; Scyphozoa; Rhizostomeae; Rhizostomatidae
Biological process (GO): regulation of DNA-templated transcription
Molecular function (GO): RNA binding
Source: RefSeq, a predicted model, not a curated record